UCACAGUGACGGCAGUAUUCAUGAACAGCGCAUGCGCUCUGGAACCACACUCAGAGAGAAGAUGGCGGCAGCAGCGAUGGUUCCGAUCUUUGGACAAAAUGUUUCUGAUAAAUACGACCUGGUUCCGGACUGGACCAGCCGGGAAGUCAGCACCGGGACCACCAUCAUGGCAGUGGAGUACGAUGGAGGAGUAGUGAUCGGCGCUGACUCUCGCACAACCACCGGAGCUUACAUUGCCAACAGAGUAACAGACAAACUGACUCCGAUCCACGACAGAAUCUUCUGCUGCAGGUCUGGAUCUGCUGCUGACACUCAGGCCAUCGCUGACGUGGUCACCUACCAGCUGGGCUUCCACAGCAUCGAGCUGGACGAGCCCCCAUUGGUGGAGACGGCUGCCAACCUGUUCAAAGCCAGCUGCUACCGAUACAGAGAGGAGCUGACUGCAGGGAUCCUGGUGGCAGGCUGGGACCGCAGGAAGGGAGGUCAGGUGUACUGCGUUCCCAUUGGAGGGAUGUUGGUGAGGCAGCCGGUGUCGGUGGGCGGCAGCGGCAGCAGCUACAUCUACGGCUUCAUGGACUCCAACUACAAACCGGGACUGAGUAAAGACCAGUGUCUGGAGCUCACUGCUGCAGCUCUGUCUCUGGCGAUGGAGAGAGACGGCUCCAGUGGCGGCGUGGUCAGACUGGCGAGCAUCUCUGAGGAAGGAGUGGAGAGACGAGUUCUACUGGGAAACCAGCUGCCCAAGUUCUCUACACACUGAUACACACACUGACACACACACACUGACACACACA
This is a messenger RNA of Dicentrarchus labrax (European seabass), 794 nucleotides long. It is a transcript of the gene psmb6, whose product is annotated as proteasome 20S subunit beta 6. Gene Ontology annotation, cellular component: proteasome core complex. Lineage: Eukaryota; Metazoa; Chordata; Actinopteri; Moronidae. The transcript has 7 exons. The record is from RefSeq and is a predicted model, not a curated record. Gene Ontology annotation, molecular function: threonine-type endopeptidase activity. Bases 32 to 760 code for a protein of 242 amino acids.